AUGUCCUUCGCUCUCGUCACAAGGCGAUCGGGACUCUCGCUAGGCCGCCGUAUGGUGCGCUUCGAGUCGACCUCGACAACAACAAAGGCCGCCGAUGCCGCCAAGCAAACCGCCUCCAAGGCCGCCUCCACCACGUCCGAGUACGCUGCCAAGGCAUCACAGGGCCUCUCGCGCGUCACCGCGGCCGCCGGUCCUGCCAUUGCCAACGCUGCAAAGGGUGUCACGGGUGCGCUGGGCCGCGUCGGUGGCCGCACCGGCCGAUUGGUCGCCUUCGUCGAGCGUCAAACCCCCUUCGUCGUCUAUUACUCCAAGGUCGGCCUUGAGCUAGCCAAGAUCGUCUUCAAGGGCCAGAACAUGACCCCUCCGUCCGUCUCGACUUUCCAGACGUACUUCCGCAACUUCUGGGCCCGCCUCCAGAACCCCGGCGCCCUCUUCCAGAGCGCCCUCUCCUCGUCCAGCUUUGCUCUUAACGUAGUGCGGAACGUCUCGAGGAUACAAGUAGUAUCGGUCGGUGUCAUAUUUGCCGAGUGCGUGGGCUUCUUCACCGUGGGCGAGAUGAUUGGCAGACUCAAGAUUGUCGGCUACCACGGCGAGCCUCCUGUUGCCCACCACUAG
This is a messenger RNA of Lasiosphaeria miniovina, 615 nucleotides long. Its product is annotated as mitochondrial ATP synthase g subunit-domain-containing protein. The transcript is spliced from 3 exons. Gene Ontology annotation, biological process: proton motive force-driven ATP synthesis. The record is from RefSeq and is a predicted model, not a curated record. Lineage: Eukaryota; Fungi; Ascomycota; Sordariomycetes; Sordariales; Lasiosphaeriaceae. Gene Ontology annotation, molecular function: proton-transporting ATP synthase activity, rotational mechanism. Bases 1 to 615 code for a protein of 204 amino acids.